AUGGCGUUGCCACUUGUCGCUACCUACCUCAACUUUGUACAUGACUCGGCCAACUCUUCUGACCACUCACGCUUCCAUCCAUGGAACACGGGUUGGUCUGUAGUCACGAGCAAACACAGAACAUCCCACUUCGUACGUGGAUUGCUUUUCAAACUUAGUCCGUUCUGGUGUUGGUGCAUUACUUGGAUGCAUCAGGCUGUGGAUCGUCUUCGGUCUUCUUCCUACGAGGAUCUCUGCUGGGGACUUUCGCUCCAGCAACAUCUCAUUUGGUGUUGUUCGGUAUAC
Molecule: messenger RNA, 285 nt
Organism: Schistosoma curassoni
Lineage: Eukaryota; Metazoa; Platyhelminthes; Trematoda; Strigeidida; Schistosomatidae
Source: the annotation of a GenBank genome assembly